AUGCUGCAGCUGUUGCUUUGCACAGUUGCUGUGCUCAUCAGGUCGGUGGAUAGUGACGAAGAGCUGGUGGAGAUCAUGCCCUUCUGGAGUCCAGUCCGCCCCGGAGUCCCCGGAGAGUCCAAGUGCUCCUCCUUGCAAGCUUUUCGAUACCACAAGACCACCUACUACUUCGCCUCAGUGGUGUUCAGCUUGGCCAUGACAGGUCUGGGGGUUGUCAUCUACUACGCUGCCAAGCUUUGUGCCAAGUGCUGCGCAAGAAAAGAAGUUGCGUCAGACGCUGAUAACUCAAGUUCGUCGUCGGACAGCACGAAGUGA
Molecule: messenger RNA, 315 nt
Organism: Cladocopium goreaui
Lineage: Eukaryota; Dinophyceae; Suessiales; Symbiodiniaceae
Source: the annotation of a GenBank genome assembly